Molecule: messenger RNA, 963 nt
Organism: Trematosphaeria pertusa
Lineage: Eukaryota; Fungi; Ascomycota; Dothideomycetes; Pleosporales; Trematosphaeriaceae
Exons: 3
Coding region: 213-740 (175 amino acids)
Source: RefSeq, a predicted model, not a curated record
GUGGGAUUCUUGAAUGGGCCGGAGGGCGAGACACCUAAGGGAGGCAUAUAAUCUACCUCAUGUAACCCGGCCUUUCAAUGACCUCUACCGCGAAAUGAGACGGAACAUCGCAUGUCUCGCCGCUCACAACUCUCCACACCAGUCGCGCCUACGCCCUAGCACCUAAACUCGCAAUCCAUAUCCUUCGUCCUCCAAUUCGGCCCCGUCGGCCCAUGCUCGCACCCCAACUCCCCCGCCGUCCACCCGCUCACGUUACACCUCCCACAUCCAUCCUUGCCAGGCGCAUUCUCCCCCCACGCGCAGUCCCCCGCCUUAUACCCGUAGCUAAACCGGACCCUGCCGCCGACGUCCAUGCCCUCGAUGCGCACCAUGUUAGGCUCGAUCUCCUUCCACCCGAUGUGCGCCGAAUAGCGGUCGAAGUCCAGCUCGGUGGGCUUCGCUGCGUCGUUCGUGUAGUGCUUGAAUUUGUUCCAGUCGGCGAUGAAGGGGAUUGUGCCGCGCGUGACGGUUACGGAGCCGUGGAUGUCGGGGCGCACGAGGCGGACGCAGUCUUGGCGGACGGUGAGGUGGAACGUGCAUGUUCCAUGGUUGGUGUUGGUUGCGUCGCGACGGGUGAGGUCCGAUGCGGUGUUGUUCAAGGGUGUGAAAAGCAGGGUGGCGGGGGUGAUGUGUGUGGUCAAGGGGCUUGCCAGAGCCGGGAUCGCGAAGAGGAGGGGUGCAAGCAGGAGAGUGCGACGUGAGGAAGGGUAUGAAUGUGUCGAUUUUGUGUUGUGGUGAGCUUUGUUAGUUUGUUGUGGAUAAUGAUGCACAAAGAGAACAAAGAGUUAUGGUAAGAAGUGAAACUGAGGUGACCAUGAAGCCUAAUAUAUUCCCAGGUAUAGAACGGCCGUGAGUAAGAGGGCGUGUGUUCUCCCGAGCCCUGACUCAUACGGACGUGCAGUGAAGAGGAGCAGUUCCGAACAA